AUAAUUUAUGUUUAUCGGAAGUAUAACUACAUCUAUUUUGUUGGAAGCUAAUAAGUUCGUCAUAUUUUUCGUGAAUGCAAACAUGGCUGCUGGUUUGGGGCCCUCACAAUCACUGAACAUGUAUACCAAAUACUAAAACGCAACAUUACCAGCUGGUAGGCUGACCGGUCUCUCGGUUGUAGGCUGUAAUCAAUCAGGUUAUCAUUAUGUACCACAACGGAAGACUAUUCUUGAUUUUCUAAUGGAUUCUAACGAAGAAGGAGAUCACCUAAUGUUGAUCAAGUUGACAGAUCAACACGGCAGUUUGAAGUACAUCUGUGCCAGAAGACAUCCAUAUUUGUGGAGCCUGUAAGAUUCAGUUCAAUGAUGUCGAGCUGUUCAUCUUGCACAAGCGUGAGGAAGACUGUAUUGCACAUGGGCUAUCAUCCACAGCUCACAUGUCUGAAGCACAGCAGGUUCAAGUGUAUCAAGGACAAAGCUCAUCCCUGCAGACAGAGUCGGUGGUUCAAAGCUUCACAGGUGAGCUGGAGGUGGAAAAUGUCACAGACCAGAUCAGCCAUGAUGACAAGUCGGUGCCCACGACUGCACCAAUUUCGUCCAUGUCAGACACUCUGGCUGAGCAACUGUACCUUUCGACCAUCGUGCAAGAUACUGUCAUGCAUUCAGAUAAGAAAUCAAAUGAAAUUGCAAAUGACAGUUAUGUCAUCAUCAGGACAAGUGAAGAUCCAGUCCAAGUGGACACUACCACUUCAGCAGUCCUGCAAGCACCUGAUUCUAAUGCAUUGUUAAAUGCUAUACACUUGGCUUCUGUAGAGUCACUUGAAAAUGAUCACCUAAAGAAUUCUGAUGAUGUGGAUCACACUCUAAAUGGUGUAACCUUACACUCUAUUCCAAAAAGUAAAGGUUACAUGCUUUCCCCAGAUUUCAAUCUCAUUGUCAGCCCAUGA
Messenger RNA from Priapulus caudatus, 947 nucleotides. RefSeq lists its product as uncharacterized. The record is from RefSeq and is a predicted model, not a curated record. The transcript has 5 exons. Bases 438 to 947 code for a protein of 169 amino acids. NCBI's taxonomy places the organism in Eukaryota, Metazoa, Priapulida, Priapulimorpha, Priapulimorphida, Priapulidae.